This is a messenger RNA of Hypomesus transpacificus, 2939 nucleotides long. It is a transcript of the gene adamts5, whose product is annotated as A disintegrin and metalloproteinase with thrombospondin motifs 5. Gene Ontology annotation, biological process: extracellular matrix organization. The transcript is spliced from 4 exons. Gene Ontology annotation, cellular component: extracellular matrix. NCBI's taxonomy places the organism in Eukaryota, Metazoa, Chordata, Actinopteri, Osmeriformes, Osmeridae. The annotation marks the transcript as partial. Gene Ontology annotation, molecular function: metalloendopeptidase activity. The record is from RefSeq and is a predicted model, not a curated record.
CCCUCCCUUAUCUUCCCCCCUUUCUCUCUCCCCCUUUCCCCACUCGUCCCCCUCUUUUCAUCCACCUCUCCCCUCUGAUCUUUCCCCACGCCCUCAUAUCUUCCUCUCUCCCUCUUUCAUCUUCCCUCCCUUCCUUUCCUCCUCUUCCCCCUCAGGCGUCGAACCAUGGCAGCUGGAGCUCUUGGGGGUCGUGGGGCGCGUGCUCGAGGUCCUGUGGAGGGGGGGUGCAGUUUGCCCAGCGUCUGUGUAACAACCCCCCGCCCAGGAACAACGGGCGCUACUGCACCGGCAAGAGGGCCAUCUACAGGUCCUGCAGUGUCACACCCUGCCCUGUGUCUGCUAAGAGUUUCCGUCAGGAGCAGUGCGAGGUACGGAACGGCCCCCAGACAGACCCUAAGGGGGUGAAGACCUUCGUGGAGUGGAGCCCCAAGUACGCGGGGGUGCUGCCCAAAGACGUGUGCAAGCUGACCUGCCGCGCCAAGGGCACCGGCUACUACGUGGUGUUUUCUCAGAGGGUGACAGACGGGACGGAGUGCCGUCCGUCCAGCAGCUCGGUGUGUGUGAAGGGGAAGUGUGUGCGCACGGGCUGCGACGGCAUCAUCGGCUCCAAGCUGCAGUUCGACAAGUGCGGCAUCUGUGGAGGGGACAGCCUGGGCUGCGUCCGGGUGGUGGGCAACUUUACCAAGAAAAGUAAGGGCUACACGGACGUGGUGAAAAUCCCGGUCGGUUCCACCCACAUCAAGGUCCGCCAGCACAAAGCCAAGGACCAGCAGCGCUACACUGCCUACCUGGCCCUGCGCAAGCCCGGGUCAGACUACCUCCUCAACGGCAAGUUCAUGAUCUCCACCUCCGAGACCAUCAUCCCCCUCAACGGCUCCGUCCUCAACUACAGCGGCUGGAGCCAGAGGGACGAGUGGCUCCACAGCAUGGGCCCCGGGGCCCUCCGCGAGGCCCUGGUGGUCCAGAUCCUGGCCACCGACGCCAAGAAGCCCUUGGACGUACGUUACAGCUUCUUCAUGCCCCGCCGGAUACCCCCUGCCCCCCCGGCCGCGCCCGCCCGCUCCACGGCCCAGGUCACCAGCGCCACCACGUCGACCAUCCCCAGGAGCAGCAGCAGCACCACCACUACCGCCGCGCUCAGAUCCACCAGCGCCUUGCUGGACCUGAGCCCCACGGGCCCCGGGCCCUCCACACCGGCCCCGGGGCCUCAGUGGGUGACGGGCCCCUGGAUGAGCUGCUCCAGGACUUGUGACACGGGCUGGCAGAGCCGCACGGUGCAGUGUAAGGACCCACAGGGCAAGCUGGCCAAGGGCUGCACGCUAGUCGCACGCCCCUCUGCCUUCAAACACUGCCUGGUGAAAAAGUGCUGAGGUGACGAGGACCCCGGAAAGUGUGGGUGAGGGGGCACACACACAUUUACGGAGCCUGGCACCAGCCACAGACAACACCCCCCCCCCCUCCCAACUUCCAAUAAACCUUGAGUGUGUAUGUAUGUUUCCACUUCAUGUAUCGUGUGUCUCUGUUCCAUGUUUUGUGGUUCAUUGUGACAGCCUGGCUUGUGUGUGGUCCUGUGUGUGUGGACUCCUAAACAUGGACUCCUCUCAUCCAGCUCUCUGAACCCCACCCAGCCCCCUCUGCCCCUCCGCCCUCUCCUAUCUCCACCGCAUUCAAUUUGUCAAUUCAUCUUCAGACCAGGAAGUGGACAGGGAGCACAGCCACGACUGGAGACCAGGGAUUGGACCGUACUGCCACUCAACCAAUAGAACAGGGACGGUGCUAUGAUGUCAGAGCAGGGACAGAGAGAGAGAGACACAGGGACUCAACAGAGGUCUCCUAGAGACUGACUGCUCCUCUCAAACUGCCAGGCAUGGAUGACUAUGGACUACAGAAACUCACUGUCCUGAGCCUGAACAGGACAGUAACAUGGGAUUACAUGGGCUAAGCUUGACACUAGAUAGUAGUAUAUGUGUGGUUCCGGGUGCGUGCAUGUGUGUGCGUGUGUGUGCAUGUGUGUGUGUGUGUGUGCGUGCGUGUGGUGUGGGUGUGUGUGUGUGUGUGUGUAUGACUAUACCUUACAUGCGGUGUGAACCAAUAGUGUUUUUGUCUUCUGUAUCCUGACGGUUCUCUGGCCUCAGUUCCAGUUGUAUCAGUAUCUGGGUACGAGGGGGUGGUCACCAUUUGUCACUGUGUUUCUUAGCCUCUAUAUUGUCUGUGUGUCAGUUUGUCUGUUUAGGAACAACGCUUAUCCUCGCUAGUAUGACAAUGUGUGCCCUGGAUACUCGCAAAACCAGCAAGAGGGAAACUAGACCAGACAUACCUGUCCAGAUACAGCUCUCACUCUCUUUCUUUUUCUCUCUCUCGCUCUCUCUCUCUCUACUGUAUCACCCUUUCAAAAGAUUCCUAGAGAAAACCAAUAGUCAAACAGCAAGAGGAAAUCUGACCACAUCAACAUACCUCGUAACACUUCACCCUUACAAAGACACACACACACAUCAGAUACAUCAUGUAGACAUAGGUCCAAGUAGCUUGGGACUGUUUCAUUGAAAUACAGAUAUAGCAUAGAACACCUGAGAUACUAGAUAUAUUCACAAUCAAAUGGAAUUAAAGAGCACACAAUCAUUCAGGGCCCAAACACAGUACACGGUCCUAAUAGCCCACAUGAUACUAAAUGUCUGUAAACAUCACUAUCUGACUCCUGUCUUGGGAAAAGCCCCUUUCGCUGAACGACAGAAACACAGCACUGAACUUGUAAUUUAUUGUUUGUACAACUGGUAUGUGAAAAGAAAACUUGUGAUGAGUUUAUUUAUUAUUAUGGUAAUUUUGUAUCAUAAUUACUAUUUAACUAGGAAUAUGACUGUGCAGAAUCAUUCCUUUUUAAGAAAAUAGUGUUUUUUAGUAAUCUACAUGAAUAUCUGUACAUAAAAUCUAUAUAUUUAAAC